Messenger RNA from Zerene cesonia (dogface butterfly), 2279 nucleotides. RefSeq lists its product as uncharacterized. The coding region runs from base 284 to 1078 and encodes 264 amino acids. The record is from RefSeq and is a predicted model, not a curated record. The transcript has 4 exons. NCBI's taxonomy places the organism in Eukaryota, Metazoa, Arthropoda, Insecta, Lepidoptera, Pieridae.
AAGCGCUACGCUGCUCCGUAGCAGAUUUUACGACACGUGGACAAAUUCAGCGAGUUUAUUAAUUAUUAAAUUAUAUUCAAGACUGUAGUUAAGUGAGAUUGAUGCUAAAUUAUUAAUGUGUCAAAGUUCAAUCCACACACACAGAUUAAUAAUUUAGUUUAAUUAUAAAGUGUCCUUUAGGUACAUCUAUAGCCCUUCAUCUAAAUAAAGCAGAUAUUGAUUAUUUUUUUGCUCGUAUUAAAUAGUUUGAGGAAUAAAUGACACUCUAAGAUAUUAAGAGAUAAUGACAAUGUAUACAUCGAUGUGGUUCUUGAGUAUUUUGAUUCUUCUUAUUGUUGACACGAGGAUUGGAGCUUUACCGCAUGCAGAUGUUGAGAGCCGUCACUGUCAUCAAUGCAACACUACAAACUGCGACCAGUUGCAAACAGUUGAGUGUCUACAAGAUCAACCUCACUGUGUCACGAUUGCUACAGCACCUAACUUUACAACAACUCUCUCUUGUGGGACCGUACAAGAGUCCACCUGUAUUUUAGAACACAAAGCUGAACAAUUUCAGUUGACCUGCAUAUGCGAUGACAAUCUCUGCAAUGCGCCCUACAAUCAACGGCUACGGAACGAACUACUCAAUUUUUCAACGAACUUUCCGGCAAACAGCAGUGCCAAAUUGACGGAAAUAUUUUUAAAACUCUCAGCAUUCGCCAACGUUAGUAACGAAGCACUUUAUGAAAAGCUGACUGCGAAUACUACUUUAACAACACCGAUCUUUACAAACACCCCUACACUCGCUACAAAAUUGGCAUUCAUGAAAAACUCUUCAGCGCCUUUCAAUGUUUCGGUGGAAUUACUUCCCAAAGCUGAGGCUUUAAAACACGAAGCCACAGUUCCACCGGACGAUGAUGAAGAUGAAAGUGAAGGAAGCGGAACGUCAAUCGACGAGUCCAAGCCUAAUGACCACGCUGCACCUGCCGCCCCCAGCUCCUACCUCCCAGCUAAUGGUAAUAGUGCACAAACUCUGUUAUUAAAUAGCUAUCUCCUCAUAACAUUGCUUUAUUUUACUUUACUCAAAAUUGUAAUUUAAUACUCUAAGAGUAAAAGAUCCAGAGAAUUUAUCGGUAUUGUUGACCUGUGAAAGGGAGCAAAUAAAUUAUAUUCGUGUAUUUUUAUUGUUUACUUAAGAUUUUUUUAAGGUUCAAUGAAUGCAAGUGAUACACGUAUGCAGAGAAAAAUGUUGAUUGCAAUGAGUUAAAAGCAUUUUACAAACGUAGGUUAUACGAUUUUUACGAGCAAAGUCAUUCACCGUAGACCUUUGCGAAAAUUUAACUUUUCUCCUGAGAGCUACAAGCUUGACACUUAAACCGCUCUCCACUUUUGUGAUAAAUUUGAAUAUGAAAAUGAAACAUCGCUAUAUUAGUUAUUUAAUUAUAUAAAAAAAUAAUUGAUCCAUUGUGCAGUUAUUCGUUUAGAUCUAAAAAAUAGUAGAUUACUCACUCAUAUUAUUAUAUUAGUGCCAAAACACUUUUUUAUAUAGUUUUAGGAGUAAUUUAACUAAGUAUAGCAAAUAAGUAAGACAUAUGAUUUAUAUAGAAUUAUGAUGAUUAUUAAAAUUCAAAGGAUAAUGUGUACAUUAAUUCAAUUUAAUCGAUUCAUUAUUACCUAUAGGUAUUAAUUUAACUUUUUUUUACAAUUGCUUUGUAAUCAGUUUAUAUUCAUCAUCAUCAUCAGCCCUUAUAUGUUCCCACUUCGGACACGGGUCUCCUAUUUUGUUUCUUGCACGCUUGUCCGGUCUUGAACUUCCGAUUUUUCGCUUUAAGCCUGAUGUCCUAAUCUCUGGGCCAUCCCUGUUCUUUUAUAUGACGGUAUUUUAAAUAUCAGAAUUAAUCUUAUUGUUAGUUUUGAUUAAACUUUUACCCAUAGCACAAACAAAUGGUUCAUGGCAUAGUGUUAAUAAAUGCAAUAGAUUUUGACUGCCAAUACAAUAAUUAAUAAGUAAUUAGAUAUGUGUUUAUGUCAUUGUAAUGAUUAAAAAUUUAUAUAUCAUAUCGAAACUCACCAUCAAGAUAAACAUAUAAUAAUUUGAGCAUAUUGUAUUUGUAGUGUCGUAUAUUUACUUUAAAAAAUCGCUCAGUCUGUGUCAUAUAGCUCAUGAAAGAUCAAUUCACACAAGUAGUUAAAAACUAGUCAUUUAUUUCUAUAAGAAAUGUACAUUUAUUAUAAUAAAAAUAUAGUUACUUCGGAAUGCACUGAUCUCAAGCUGUUAAUAUAGUCCGUUGUAGACUUUG